Messenger RNA from Orbicella faveolata, 2369 nucleotides. RefSeq lists its product as uncharacterized. Lineage: Eukaryota; Metazoa; Cnidaria; Anthozoa; Scleractinia; Merulinidae. The record is from RefSeq and is a predicted model, not a curated record.
AGAGCUGAAAAGUUUGAAUCGGAGUCGCUCCGUAGUCGAACUGACCGACUGGCCAUGUCGAACUUAAUUCUCGGAUCGACCAGAAUAACACAUGACGAACUUAAUUGAUAAAAACGUCUAUCUCGUCAUGUACUAAAUUGGGGCUAUUAGAUUCGGCUCAUGAAAAGUUCGACGUUUGAACUGAGCCCAAGAUAUUUGUUUUCGACACAUUACCCAAUUUGUCACUGGUUUUACCGUAAAAAAAGAUAUAACUAAAGGAAUUCGAACAUAAUAAAUUACCUUUUGUACCAGAUGACUUUUAUUCAACGUUUCUCUAAGCAUUUAGCACGCACACAGUGACAUUGUUGUUGUUUUUUGUUUGUUUUUUUUAACUUGGCAGGCCAAUGUCAACGAAUAAGGAUCCCAUUAUGUCAAAAUAUGCCGUACAACUUAACUCAGUUUCCAAACUUGCUAAAUCACCGAACUCAGUACAAAGCCAUUGCGGUCGUGGAGGAGUUUAGAGCAGUUGUGUUUAGUAAGUGCUCUCCUCUCUUCCGACCUUUUCUCUGUUCCGUUUUGGCACCUCCUUGUGAUGGGUACCGGAAGACUACUCCUCCCUGCCAGGAGCUGUGCCUUAAAGCUGUCAGAAGUUGUAGGCAUCUUCUAACCAAGCACAAGAUCACAUUGCCAUCUGCCAUGCGGUGCUGGCGUUUACCAAAGGAGGGCCCGUCAAAAUGUUUGAAUCAAUUAUCUGUUCAAAGAGUCUCACCAUGUCAAGAGCUACAAAAUCACCAAUGCGCGAAUCACCUUCCACCACCCCACCGCGUCCAGUUUCCAAACUACUUCGGUCACAUGAGCGGAAAGGAGGCUCGCGCUGGCUUUGGGCAUUUUGAUCGAAUCUUUCAGAUUGCUUUUCCUGGUGACGACUGCUCGUUUCUGUUGUCGCAUUUCCUAUGCAGGCUUUACACACCUCCCUGUAGGACGACCGCCCUGCCGUUACCACCUUGCAGAGAGUUGUGCCUACAGGCUAAAUCACGACGCAAGCGUAUCAUUGACCACCUUGGCUUUCAAUGGCCAGCCGAUCAUAAAUGUAUUCAAUUUCCAAGAAAACACGAGGCACCCUGCUACAGCGGACCGUUAACUGGAGAAGAGAUCAGGUUAUCACAAACAGGAAAAUGCCAGGUGUUGUCGAUUCCCCUAUGCAAGAAUGUCCCAUACAGCACGACAGUGUUCCCAAACGUAUUCCAGCACAAGACGCAAAAUGAGGCUUCGAUCGAAGUUCAUCGAUGGUGGCCGCUGGUGGAGAGGGAGUGUUCAGCGGACUUAUCGUUCUUUUUGUGCUCGCUUUACGCUCCUCCCUGUACGAUUCUGGACACUUCCCUACUACCAUGCCGAGAGCUCUGCCUUCGAGUUCAGCGAGGAUGUUUACCUGCGUUAGACUACUUAUAUCACUCACGGUGGCCAGAGAGCCUGAAUUGCGAAAGGUUCCCUCGUGGGGGUGAGGAAGUGUGUAUCGAUAGGCCCCAGAAUAGAUCCCAAGUCACUGUUACACCGGCUUCAGGUCCCGCUACAGGGCGAUGUGAGCCUCUGACCAUUGCCGUGUGCAGCAGUCUGCACUACAAUAUGACGUUGGUUCCCAACACCUUCAACCAUCGAACACAACAAGAGGCAGCCUCUAACAUUCACCCGUUCUUUCAGUACUCGCCUCAUGGCAACUCACUUUGGAAUGAUUGCUCACCGGAGCUGCCCCUCUUUGUGUGCUCCCUGCACGCCCCUCCCUGCGGUGUACCACGCAAGCUUUGCAGAGAGCUUUGCGAUCGAGUUCGAAAUAGCUGCCUCCAUCAACUGCAAAAACACGGUUAUUCUUGGCCGGAAAAUAUGGCUUGUAAUAAAUUACCAACUGCAGGGAAUGAAGCUGACUGUAUUGGGGCAUCACAACACUAUGUUACUCCUACUACUAUUCCAAUCCCACAAGAGUACUGUUAAGUUCAAUAGUGGAAACGUAAUUGAAUUCCGUUGAGUUUGCUGAGUUAGCACAAUUCAAAACUGAGCAUGCGAUUUUGCGUCAUUUUUAUUUCCUUCUGUCUAGUUAAGCAUGGAAUAUAGUAAAUUGCACGGGUCUUAACUCUUUUUAUAGGACUGUUUCAGGACACAUGAGAAAGCUGAAUUAAGCUAUGGGCAUAUACUCCUUGUCCAUUUUGCCGCCUCUAUACUGGUGGCAGUAGCAUUUGUUCAGCAAUAUAAUAUAUAGAUUUAUUAGCCAACCCUAAAAGCGGAACUCCUGACUGCAAUAAGUUAACCAUAUAAAGGAAAAAAUGAUUUGUUUUUCUUAACCAGAGACUCAAAAAAGGUCAACAAUGGGCCAGGGGUUAAUUCGCGCCGAAAUUUUG